Molecule: messenger RNA, 2811 nt
Organism: Clupea harengus (Atlantic herring)
Lineage: Eukaryota; Metazoa; Chordata; Actinopteri; Clupeiformes; Clupeidae
Gene: mmp9
Product: matrix metallopeptidase 9
Biological process (GO): collagen catabolic process; proteolysis; extracellular matrix organization
Cellular component (GO): extracellular matrix
Molecular function (GO): metalloendopeptidase activity; zinc ion binding
Source: RefSeq, a predicted model, not a curated record
CUCCACCAAUGACACGAAGAGUAGCAUCAGUCACACAGAGACAGGAAUCAAACUACUCGUCCCCUAAGGCUGGUCUACAAAGAAACUUUAAGUCAUCGGCCAGUGUUUUCAGCAAGGCAGAAGGAAGUCAAAGCUGUUGAAUACAUUGAAAAUUCUAACCAUGAAACCUGGACUACUGGCUGUCCUUGUUCUGGGGACAUUCACUCUGGGUGGAUGGUGCAAACCCCUUAAGUCUGUCUUUGUUACAUUUCCUGGAGAUGUCAUCAAAAAUAUGACCAAUAAAGAGCUUGCAGAGCAAUACCUGAAGCGUUUUGGCUACUUGAACGUCAUGCAAAAGACUGGGCUGCAGCCGGCAGUGUCCGCCUCAAAAGCUCUGAAGAGGAUGCAGAGGCAGAUGGGUCUGGAGGAGACUGGCAGACUAGACGAGACCACCAUUGAUGCCAUGAAACAGCCACGCUGUGGUGUUGUUGAUGUUCGUAACUACCAGACGUUUGACGGUGACCUCAAAUGGAACAACAAAGACGUGACUUACAGGAUUCUGAACUACUCCCCAGAUAUGGAGUCCUCUUUGAUUGAUGACGCAUUUGCCCGCGCCUUCAAGGUGUGGAGUGAGGUCACACCCCUAACUUUCACGCGGCUCUACGAUGGCACGGCAGACAUUAUGAUUUCCUUCGGAAAAGCCAAUCAUGGAGACCCCUACCCAUUCGAUGGCAAAGAUGGUCUCCUGGCACAUGCCUACCCACCUGGCGAGGGGAUGCAGGGUGAUGCCCACUUUGAUGAUGAUGAGUUCUGGACUCUUGGAACUGGACCAGCGGUGAAAACCCGAUAUGGCAAUUCAGAUGGUGCGAUGUGCCACUUUCCUUACACAUUUGAUGGUAAAACCUACACCACCUGCACCACUGAAGGACGCACUGAUGACCUGCCCUGGUGUUCAACUACAGCUGACUAUGACAACGACAAGAAGUUUGGCUUCUGCCCUAGCGAACUCCUUUACACAAUCGGCGGGAACAGCAAUGGAGCGGAGUGUGUUUUCCCCUUCGUGUUCCUGGGCGAGACAUACAAUGGGUGCACCACAGAGGGCCGCUCCGAUGGUUACCGCUGGUGUGCCACGACAAAUAACUUUGACCAAGACAAGCAGUUCGGUUUCUGUCCCAGCCGAGAUACGGCUGUGAUUGGGGGGAACUCAGAGGGAGAGCCCUGUCACUUCCCCUUCACCUUCUUGGAGAACACAUACACUUCUUGCACCAGUGAGGGUCGUUCAGAUGGCAAGCUGUGGUGCGGAACUACAGCCAGCUAUGACAAAGACCAGAAAUGGGGAUUUUGCGCAGACAGAGGAUACAGUCUGUUCCUGGUUGCGGCACAUGAGUUUGGACAUGCUCUGGGGCUAGAUCACUCUAAUAUUCAAGAUGCCCUGAUGUACCCUAUGUACAAAUAUGUUGAGACAUUCUCUCUGCAUGAAGAUGACGUUGAAGGCAUCCAGUAUCUCUAUGGACCAAAUCCUGACACCAAGCCUCCUAAGCCCACAACUACACCUUCCCCACCUGGGCCUACUCCUGAGACAGAACCCACAGAAGAACCCACGAGAAAGCCCACCAUCCCGACCACCCCACACCCUGUGGAUCCCUCAGCAGAUGCUUGCCAAAUGGAGAUGUUUGAUGCCAUCACUGAGAUCCAAGGGAAGCUCCACUUCUUUAAGGAUGGGCAAUACUGGAAGAUGACAGGCAAAGACCACAAAGGCCUCAAGGGGCCUUAUCCAAUGGCUGAUAUGUGGCCUGCUCUGCCUGCGGUUAUUGACACCACCUUUGAAGAUCACCUCACCAAGAAAAUCUACUUCUUCUCAGGCACUCGGUUCUGGGUCUACACAGGACAGAAUGUCCUUGGUCCUCGCACCAUUGAAAAGCUUGGCCUCCCAAGCACCCUGAGUCGAGUGGAGGGGGCUGUGCAGAGGGGCAAAGGAAAGGUUCUGCUCUUCAGUGGGGAAAACUACUGGAGACUGGAUGUCAAAGCUCAGAUUAUUGACAAAGGAUACCCCCGCUACACUGACUUGGUCUUUGGUGGGGUCCCUACUGAUGCUCAUGAUGUAUUUCUCUACAAAGGCCAUACUUACUUCUGCCGUGGUCGUUUCUACUGGAGGAUGAACUCUCGUCGGCAAGUAGACAGAGUUGGCUACGUGAAGUACGACGUCAUGAAGUGCCCUCACUCUGGCUACCGCUACUGAGACAUCCGUCUCCCUUUAAGAAUUGACCCACUCAGGUUUCAGUUUUAUCUGUGAUCUGCUGGUAAAGAUCAGCCUGUGGGCACUCUUGUUAACUGUAGGAAAAUAUGCCAAAGCUCCAUCCCGUUUGAGCGUCUCUCUGGUUUGAAAAUGAGGGAUUAUUGAUCAUGACCUUGAGUCCAUUCAUGAAUGAUUCAAAUCAACAAAUAACUGCCUUUCAAGGUCACAAUGACAUAGGAUGUUGCUCUUUUUUUGUCACUUUGGAAGACCUGCUCAUCUUAAGAGUAUGGUUAAUGAUAAAAGGAUGGAAUACAAUGUGGAUAUCAGUAUUGUUAAAACAGUAUUGUUAAAACAAAGAAUAUUCCUCAGUUGCUCUAGCUGAAGUCAAAUGGAUAAAUUUGGACCACUGUUGGUUCUCUAUUUAAAGUUUGCCUGGUGCAAAUGCAAGUUUUGAUGUGAAGUUAUGUUAUUAUUUGUGUUUUUAUUUGAUGUUUGUGAAUCUCAUGUCUCAUGUUAGCACUCAAAAUAUUUAUAUAAAUCAUGUGUUUUCAUUUUUGUAAAAAUGAAUGCAAUAAAUUAAAACAUAGGGUAACUCA